Molecule: messenger RNA, 2392 nt
Organism: Adelges cooleyi (spruce gall adelgid)
Lineage: Eukaryota; Metazoa; Arthropoda; Insecta; Hemiptera; Adelgidae
Product: carboxylesterase 4A
Exons: 11
Coding region: 104-2362 (752 amino acids)
Source: RefSeq, a predicted model, not a curated record
UUUUGUCGAAACCGUUUAGGCAGUUGCACAUCUUUGUGUCACCAAUAAUAAUCUAGCAGACAGCAGUAUACUUCAGCUGACCGGCCAUCCAACAUUGUUCAAUAUGCUGUUGAAAAUUUGCUGGAUGCUAAGCGUUUUGGCGCUUUGCCAAGCCAAUUUGAGGAUUAAAAGAAUAGUUGGAGGAUAUCCGGCAUUAGUACCCGAAGGAGAUGGCGUUCCAAAUGAUAUCAACGAAAAAAUUAACAAAACGAACGAUAAUAAUAUCAUCCAACCGUCGAGCUCGACCACAGUCAACAAUAUAAUUUAUGUACAAGACCAGUACAGAACUGCAGAAAUAUUAGGUGUCGAAGAACCAGAGGGUGUUUGUGCUUUUAAGGGUAUUAGAUACGCCGAACCACCAGUUGGAAGACUCCGAUUUCAGCGUCCUGUAUUUAUUCCUCUGAAUGGUAAAUAUGAAGCUACCAAAUAUGGUCCUCCUUGUCCACAGCUAAGUAGUGAUAACCGUGGAAUAGUUGGAAGUGAAGACUGUCUAUUUCUUAAUGUUUUUACACCAUUGAAAAAAAACUGCAAAAAGAAUUAUCCAGUGAUGAUUUGGAUACACGGAGGUGGUCUCAACAGCGGUUCAGCUUUACAAUACGGAGUGUCCCAUUUGGUAAAAAAAGAUGUAAUAGUAGUUACAAUACAAUACAGACUGGGAUCAUUAGGUUGGAUUACCAAUAACUUAAAAGAGCUUUCUGGAAAUAUGGCAUUAUUUGACAUGCGAAUUGCUAUCAAAUGGACUAAAGAAUAUAUUAGUUUUUUUAACGGAGAUCCAGAGAGAAUUGUUUUAGCCGGUCAAGGAAGUGGGGCAAGUGCUGCAACUUUAUUGUCUAUGACAGACUUUACCAAAGGUAUGCUUAGUGGCGUAUUUGCAUUAAGUGGUAGCCCAGUAUCACCAUUUGCAGUCGACUCAAAACCAGAAAUUACUUAUUCAAAUAUUACUAAGUUGAUGGGGUGUAACCAAGCAGUCGGAUUAGAAGUCGUUAAAUGUUUGCAGAUGUUAUCACUUAAAGAUAUUAUUAGUGCCGAUACUAAAUUUGAGAAUAUGAAAAUAAGUAACGAAGGAUAUUUGACUGGAUUAGCUAAUUUACUAAGUACGGGACCUGUAGUCGAAGGAAAAAAUGAUGGACGUUUUCUGCCAUUUUUACUUUUAGAUACUCCAUUAAACUUAAUGAAAAUGAAUCGAAUACCCAAAAUACCAAUACUUACUGGUGUUAACAAACUAGAAACCAAAUCUGGAAUAUUAGGAAAAUAUCGAGCUCAAGUACAAGAAAAAUUAACUCAAAUUCCUGAUUAUAUUAAUAAAGUACUGCCUAACAACAUACUUAAAUCUAAUUCAGGUUUAUUUAAAAAUGGAAAUGUUAACAACGUCUUACAAUCCUUAUUUGAAAACAACAAUUACUUAAAACUGGUUUCAUCUUCUCUUGGCAAUACAGUAAAAGAUUUUGAAAAAGUUGUGCAGGGAACAACGGAUGCCUUGUUUAAUCUGCCAGCAUUUUUCACUUCACACUUAUGGUCUAAGCAUAGCUCGUCAUAUUUUUAUAGUUUUGAAUACAAAUCAAAAAGUUUCAAAACGCCAGGAAAAUGGUUUUUACCGAAUAUUCUUGGUGCACAUAAUAAGGACAAUGUUAAAAAUGAUGUAGGGAAUACACACAAUUCUGCCAAAAAAGACGAAGACACCGGAGAACCAGGUCACGGAGAUGAAUUAAUUUACCUUUAUGAUGUAAGAAGUAUUGAAGGUAUGCCAAUUCCUGGAAGCGAACUUAAAGAUCAAAGUGAUAUAGAAAUGAGAGAUAACUUUACGUCAUUGGUGGCCGAAUUUAUUCAUCACGGAAAACCACGUCUAUCAAAAUUGGAUGAUGAAUGGCCAUCAUUUACCUCUGCAAAACGGUCCGAUUAUGUGAUACUCAGUGAAAACUCUCGUAUAGAAAAGAAAUUUCGUUUUUGUGAAAUGGGAUUAUGGGGUGGACUUCCGGACAUACUUCAAUCGUCGUACUGUAACUUUCCUGGAAUAUCUGAUAUUUUAAAAACUGUACCAGAUUUAUUAAAAGAAGGCGUGUUGGGUGAUGUAACAAGCAAUGCGAUUAAUGCAUUAUCAAACCCCUUGAACAAGAUCGCAGGACUCGUGAACACCGACCAUAUUACCCCAGGUUUAAUCAAUUUGUCACCAAAUAAACCAACCAAACAGAAUAAUCAACAGUCUAAUGGUGGCUUACCGUUAUUGGGUGGUGUGCCUGUUUUAAUGGACCAAAGGAAAACGACUGAAAACAAAAGACCUACCCAAAGACCGGGGUUAGGUCUUUUGGGAAAAAAAAAAAAAUGAAAAUUUUGCAGAGGAAAAUGCCUAUUUCCA